This is a messenger RNA of Solenopsis invicta (red fire ant), 3250 nucleotides long. RefSeq lists its product as uncharacterized. Bases 453 to 2051 code for a protein of 532 amino acids. The transcript is spliced from 2 exons. The record is from RefSeq and is a predicted model, not a curated record. NCBI's taxonomy places the organism in Eukaryota, Metazoa, Arthropoda, Insecta, Hymenoptera, Formicidae.
UAUUAUAGAAAAAAAAUCUCCGAGUUAACAACAUUCACAAUGUUUGUCAGCUCAAUUUGGCAUUAUUCUGUAUCUACAUACGUAUAUCCGCAUGUCUACAAUGUUCGGCGAUAAAUUCAGAAUUCCGAUAUUUUGGCGAUAAUGUUCCGCGUUCAAUUUCAUUUUCGGUUAUUACACUGGUUCGUUGGCUGGCGCGACUGUUUAUCAUUUGGUGCAAGCCUUACGGUUAAAAACGACGAGCAAUUGUGAACGGUAGUUGACUCCGUGGUAGAGGGGUGGGCAUGUUUCACCUGCGACAAACUGAACGGUAUGCAGAUAUGGAGCCCGGCUAAACCGACCGCCUGUGGACUACUGCGCGGUAGUAAUCACAGUCACUCCGAACAGUCAACGACAUCCGUGAGACCCACAGGUGGAUAACAGGUACAUCAUUUAUCGAAACACUGGCAUUUCGCAUGGCUUUUAAGAUUACAAUGCCGUGUCUAUCGGCAAUGUUUCCGUUGGUCUUCCUGCUGGCUGGAGCCAACGCGGCUGGCAUCGGCGAGGCUUGGCAAGUUACACCGUAUGUAAAAGCGACUUACACAGAUCGUCCGUUUCGACCACGAUUGGACUCCUCGGCGUUUGAGGUUCGCACCGUAAGCGGAGUAGGUCGUCUGGUGCCGUUCGAUGAUUCGCGAAACGUUCAGAAGCUUCCGGAACUUACUACACCGGGUUUUAUUGAACCAAACGCUCUUCCAGUAGAAGCCGAGGAAGCUCUUCGUGAGAAUGAGAACCUCGAGCAGUUCCGGAAACUCUUGCAGAAUUUACCGUACGGCGAUGAAGAGGCUGAAGACGACGUCGUUAAAGACGGUAGCGUACCUAUUCAAAGGAUCUUCCAGAAAACUCUCAUGAUGAAAAUCCUGCAUGAUGAAAAUCCUGCGGAUAAGGAGAACGAUGGCGACGAUGAGCAAGCUAAUACGAGAGGGAUCGUACAACGUAUUCGUAGACAAGUGGAGAACGAAACGAGUAUGGAGAAGAUCUCGUCGACGAAGAAUGUACGAGAGGCUCGUCUGAAUUCUCCCGAAAUACUGCGGUCAACCGCAGCUCAACCGAUUUCUGUGGAGUUCCGUCACCGUAUCCCUUUGGAUCAGGUCAUUCAGCAGCAACAGGAGGAGGAAGAAGCCGCAGCUCUAUCUAGCAUCUACCGCAGGCAUCAGGCACCCAGGGCAGACUUCGUGACGGGCCAACAUCGUCGCUAUCCGGACUAUCGCGAAUCUAGGGACCUACCGGUCUCUAAGAACUAUGACGACUACGAUCGGUCCUGGUACAGGAAUAUGAUACGCGAGAGGGAUUACGAAUAUCCGUCGUAUCGCCGUGGAUACAGCUACCAAUAUCCCGAUCGCUACAGGAUGGAGAGAGAUUAUUACAUGCGGCCGUCGAGCGAUCAGUAUUAUUACGAUCGUUACGAUCGUUACAGAGAUGAUGACCUCGAUUUAUACAACAGAAACCGACCCGCGCCAAGGCCCAGACGAAUCAUUUACUAUGCCACCUUGCCGGAAAUCGUGAGGAAACCGGUGGACCUGAGGAACUAUCCGCGGUAUGACACGAGUGCAGCCAGAACAUCGGUUCUCACGCGAGACGAUACCUACAAACGCGUACCCGGCAACGUCGAUCCCGGUAAGUAUCGAUACAGAUUGUCGUACAGCGGUUACGAUCCCUACACAAAGAGGUCGAGUUAUUACGAUCGUCCGUACGGAUAUCCCGAGGAAGAUUCACGACGAGUCAGAGUAUCGACCAAGGAGGAUAUGAAGAACGACAGAUUCGGAGGCGCGAACAGCGAGCGGAAAAUAAGCAAUCUUAUAGCGAUCAGGGACGACGAGUCGGAUAAGCUGCCCUGGCCGGUACAGAUAGGCACGGAGGUCAACAUCAAGGAAGAUGAGAGGAUUCCUGGCAGAAAGAUCUACGGAGAGUCGAGCAUCGGCUAUGAGAGAUUCCACUAUGAGAGAUUCCAAAGUGCGCAACUACAGAAAGCAUCGGACGCGACGGGAUCCAGCGAACUCCGAAGCGAUAAUUAACACAUUGAGGAUUACGUUCACUUGCAAUCUUGAAAUUUUUAAUUUUAGAUUUACUUUCUAAAGAACUACAUAAUUGCAAUAUUAUUAUCAAAAUUAGAAUUUAGAAAAAUUUGAGAUAUGUAAUAUUGAAAUGACAUUUCAGCAAUAUUGAACAUGUGAAAAUACGUAUAUAAUUUGGAAACUAAAGAAUAAGAAUAUGAUAUAAUAAAAAGAAAACAAUAGUUACAUUUAAAAAAUGUAAAAAAUUGAUAAAAUUUAAUUUUAUUGUUGCGUAAAAUUUAUUAAAUAUUUAAAAAAUAGAAUAAAUUUAAAUAGAGAAGAUUAUUUCUUGGCAAUGCUCGAAAUGUUGCAGGAUUUAUUUUAAAGAUAGAACUUGAAUUUUUGGAAUAAUUGACAUUGAUUGUCAAGUGUUAUCGCAGGGUAUCUUAAAAUGGAUCAGUAAAUAUAAAUAUAAUAUAAAUUGUAAAUGUCAUAUAAAUAAAUACAUCAUUAUUGAACGUAAAGAUAAAGAAUUAUUGAACCUCAACUAUCAAUUAAUUGAUUCCAUUAAUUGGCAUUAAUUGAUUUAUUUCAUCGUCAAAUUAAAGCAUUCAGAAUUAUAUAAUUAAUUAAUUAUAUCACGUAUAUAUAUAUAUAUAUACAUAUAUAUAUAUAUAUAUAUAUAUAUAUACAUUUGAUAUUAUUCAUACACAUUUCGAUAUUACAUAUUAAGUGUCUAUGAUUGUUAAAUUCUAAUUAUCAAGUAUAUUUUCAUUUUUUCUUUAAAAAAUUACAUGAUUAUAACUCGAUGUAAAAGAAAAUAAAGGUUAGCUAAAUGCGUUGGAUUAUUGACGACGAUUAAAUUAUUAAUGGGAUAAUUUUUAAUACAUAUUUAGAUAUUUCGAUAUAUGCUGAUAUAUUAUUUGUACUUUCAUAAAAAAAACUUACGAUUGAAUGGUCAAUUAAAAUUUUUAAAGUACAAAUCUUCAGAGAAAGCAAAGUCAUAUAUGAAGUAAGAUUUUGCGAAAUCAACAUCUACAAUAUUUUACUGUGCAUGUUUUACAUCAGUAACCCGACUUAACAGAUAAGUUUAAUAUCGACUUAAUAACUAUCCUAUAAUAAUUAUCUGCGAUAAAUAAAAUAAAAAAUUAUUUAUGUGUAAGAAACUAAAAUAAACACCUAUUUUAUAUUUCCAAGAAUAAAGUUCCAAGAUAAUUCAA